CCAUUAACCAGCAGGGAAACUGGCAAACAAGAUUUAGAGGAUUUAGCAGCGGCUUCCCACCACUUACUGUACACAUGCUGGAAUCCCUGGCAGCAGGCACGAGCCAGCAAGCACAGCCACGGCAGACCCACUUCGGAUGGUGGAUAUUUAACCUUUCUGUGUAUCUGCUUCUGACUGCCUAAAAUCAGGUUCUGGCCAUACUUGACAAUGCCACUCGCCCUGUACACCUGUCUUCUCUGGCUGUCCACCAGCGGCCUCUGGACCGUACAGGCUGAGGACCCCGAUGCUGUGACAAGCAUGGAAAACCCUCACCGCGGCUUGGCUCCAAUCAACGUUGAUUUUGCCUUCAGCCUGUAUAAGCGCCUGGUGGCCUCAGGUCCUGACGAGAACACGUUCAUCUCCCCGGUGAGCGUCUCCAUGGCCUUGGCUAUGGUGAGUCUGGGUGCUGGUGGCCACACACGGACCCAGGUUCUCCAGGGUCUGGGCUUCAACCUCACUGAGAUAUCCGAAGGUGAGAUACACCAGAGCUUCCAAAACCUCCAGCAGCUCCUAAGUGAGGCAGACCCCAGCUUGGAAAUGGCUAUGGGCAGCACCUUACUCCACCACAACCUGGAGCUGCUCCCCUCGUUCUCGGAAGACAUCAAACGCUACUAUGGGUCAGAGGCCUUGGCUGUAGACUUCCAGGACUGGGCUACCACCAGCAGACAGAUCAAUGAGUACAUCAAGAAUAAGACCCAGGGGAAAAUUGCAGACCUGUUCUCAGGCCCGCAGAGCCCGGCCGUACUGGCCCUGCUCAACUACAUCUUCUUCAAAGGCACGUGGGCACAGCCCUUCGACCCGGAGAGAACCGUGGAGGAGAACUUCCACGUGAAUGAGAAGACCACGGUGAAGGUGCCCAUGAUGUUCCAGUCGGGCGCCAUCAAGCACCUUCCCGACCCCGAGCUCCCCUGCCAUGUGGUGCAACUGGACUACAGGGGCAACCAGACCAUCUUCUUCAUCCUUCCCGAGCCGGGGCAGAUGGGCAGAAUCACUGCUGCGCUGAGCCGGGACACGAUUCAGAGAUGGUCCUCGUCCCUGGCCAGGAGCAGCCAGGUGCACCUGUACAUCCCAAAGGUCUCCAUCUCUGGCACCUAUGACCUCAGGGGCAUGCUGGCAGACAUGGGCAUUGAAGACCUGUUCACCAACCAGGCAAAUUUCUCAGGCAUCAGCCAUGGGGAGCAGCUGAAGUUAUCAAAGGUGAUCCAUAAGGCCGUGCUGCAACUGGAUGAGGGGGGCGUGACGCCAGCUGCCACCAAGGGCGCCCUCCAGGGGCCUGAGCCACUGGCGUCUGAGCCACUCACCAUAAACUUCGCCCGGCCCUUCCUCCUCAUGAUCUUCGACCACUUCACGUGGAGCAGCCUGUUCCUGGGCCAGGUGGUGAACCCGGCCUGAGAGCACACUCACCCCGAGCCACAGCACCGUCUGACUCUGAGCGGGUGGGAGAUUUCCCCCAUCUUCUCCAGUUUCUCCUCCACCCACGCACAAUUGUUCCUACAUGUAUGCGUCUUGUAAUAAACAGCAGUCACUGCGA
Sciurus carolinensis (gray squirrel) is the source of this 1570-nucleotide messenger RNA. It is a transcript of the gene Serpina6, whose product is annotated as serpin family A member 6. The coding region runs from base 208 to 1431 and encodes 407 amino acids. The transcript has 6 exons. Gene Ontology annotation, molecular function: serine-type endopeptidase inhibitor activity. The record is from RefSeq and is a predicted model, not a curated record. Gene Ontology annotation, biological process: negative regulation of endopeptidase activity. NCBI's taxonomy places the organism in Eukaryota, Metazoa, Chordata, Mammalia, Rodentia, Sciuridae.